CACUUGCUUUUGCGCACCACGACAAACAACAAUUGAAAACUCCACUUUCUUUCUGGUUGCCAUCUCCCUUGGUUUGCCCCACAAGCCUGCCAGCCCCGCCGCAGCACAGGCGCCGCCGCCAUGGCGUCCUCAUCAUCCUGGUCGCCGGGCGCAACCCUCGACGGGCCCAUCCGCGCCCGAUCUCUCAGCACCUGCGCAGCAAGCGACGACGACGACGUCUCGCGCUCGUUGGCACAGCCCGAGCGGGUCGUCUCGCGGCUGCGCACCCAGGAAACCCUGCGGGCCCUCUGCAAGAAGUACUCCGUCCCCAACGGCUUCACCCCUGUCCUCGCCGGCGACCUCCCUUCGUCCGCGCCGCCGCCGGCCGGGUCCGUGUGCGUGUACGUGGACGCGCUGGACGCCGGGAUGAGCUUUCCGCUCCACCCUUUCUUCGGCACGGUUCUCCACCACUUCGGGAUCGCCCCGGGCCAGCUCGCGCCCAACGGCUGGCGCGCCCUGGCCGGGUUCGUCGUGCUCUCCCACUUCGCCCGCGUGGCGCCGUCCCUGGCCGUGUUCCGGUACUUCUUCGCGCUCUGCCCGUGCCGGAACAAGCUCCACUCCCUCCGGGCCAAAGAAGUCGCCGGCCUGCUCUUCGGCCGGUUGAACGCCAAGAACCGGGGGUGGAAGGAGGAGUUCUUCUUCCUGGCGUCGCCGACGGCAUGGCCGUGCCCCGUGCAGUGGGGGGAACCUUCCAAGUCCUCCACCUUCGACCCGACGCUCACCAUCCCGGAGAAGACCGUGGCGGCCAGCCUGCUGCGUGCUCGCGGCAGUUCCCCGAUUGACCUCACCACGUAUCUCCACGAGAGCAACCUGGCCGCGGCCAAGAUCAUCCGGGCAUCACCACCGUUCCCAACUCCUCAAGAGAAGGCAGCCGCGGUCGCGCGCACGUCGGCAGCGAAAGUGGCCGUGAUGAGCGAGCAGGACCGCGAUUCGCUGUCGUUCGGGAAGAGGAGGAAGUUGGGAGAGGACCCCUCUUGCCCGCCGGGUUUCUCCGCCCUGCGGAAGCCGCCGCCGACAAGCAAAGAUGGUGGGAAAGAGCGGUGCGCGCUCCGUCCGCAUGGCGGCGGAGACUGGCAGGCGGCGAGGCAGCUGCUGCAGGGCGUCGUCACGCCGUCGCGGGAGCGCGAGCUCGCGGCGUCCAAGCCGGCCGAUGUCUUCGCGUCCAGCUACUUUUCACUGCUCCAGACAGCGAACGAGGUGGCCUUCUCGCUGGGCUACGCGCUGGAGCUGGAGGAGAAGCUGAGGGCGCGAGCGCGGGAGGCCGACGAGGUGCAGGCGGAGCUGGGCAGGAAGCUGAAGGCGCGGGAGCGGCGCGCCGCGGAGGAGGCGGACGCGCUCCGGGCGGAGCUGCGCGAGGCGAAGGCGGAGCUCGAGCAGGCCAAGGGGGACGCGGACUGGGCCAAGAAGGCGGCCGCGGCCGCGGCGGCGCGGGAGGUCUCGGCGGCCAGGGAGCACGCGCGCGCGCUGGCGGAGCGGGAGCUGCACGGGUACGCGCGCGGCAUGGGGGACAUGAAGCGCGCCGCGCUGCGCCGGUACCCGCGCCUCGACCCGGCGCGGCUCGUUGUGCCCAUCCACGGGCCGCCUUAAGCUCCGUCGUCUCGCGCGCCCGCCGGCGCCGAUGAUGCCGCCUCACGUCCACAGGUUGAUUUAACGGAUGCGCCGCGAGGUUUUACUCCACUAUCUUCGGAUGUUUUAGGCGUGGUCGCUCUUCUGUGGGAUCAUGGCAACCUGUCUGUCGUGUGAUUGCAUGGAUGCUAAUGUUGUGCUAUUUUGCAUCAGAUUAAGAAAACGGCACCGGGAACAGGAUGCUACAUGAACUAUUUCACUUA
Molecule: messenger RNA, 1868 nt
Organism: Brachypodium distachyon (stiff brome)
Lineage: Eukaryota; Viridiplantae; Streptophyta; Magnoliopsida; Poales; Poaceae
Exons: 3
Coding region: 121-1626 (501 amino acids)
Source: RefSeq, a predicted model, not a curated record